UCAGUCGCUGAUUUGACCGCCAAACAAACGCAACGCAGCUCGGCAGGUUUUUAAGUUUACAAUCAAAUCGCUGGUUCGCAACGACAACAACAAAAGGACAAAGCGCGCUCUCCGGUCCACGGAAAUCGACAACAACUACAGCAACGGCAACAACAACAUUAGCCGCCAGUGGCAGCAACAAACAACCAACAAUAACAACAAAAUAAAGCCAUUACCUAAAUAGUUGGUUUGUUUUCCUUUUUUUUCCAAGUUCCAAUCCUGCAAAAUAGUUGACAUUUUUUUUUCGGUUAAAUAAUACGAACGUCAAGCAAACAAAGCAAAAAUAAUAAAUUAUAAAAACGAAACAAAUACGACAAACAAAAAACAUAUUAAAAUACUUAUGGCAAACUUUUGAAUAACCGAAACAAAAGCAACUACAAAAAUUGCAAAGUAAAACGAACUUGCGCAGCGCAAAAAAGUUUGCCACUAAAAAGCAAUAGCAGUCAAGUGCAACAACAACAAAUAACAAAUAACAACAACAACAACAAGAGGUAGAACAACAACAGCAACAACAACUAGGGAGCCACAACAAGAGAACAACAUGGGAAAAAAGAGCUCCAAGUUGAAACAGGAUACCAUCGAUCGCUUAACAACGGACACAUACUUCACAGAGAAAGAAAUACGUCAAUGGCACAAAGGAUUCCUGAAAGACUGCCCCAACGGCCUGCUCACGGAGCAAGGCUUCAUCAAAAUAUACAAACAAUUCUUUCCACAAGGCGAUCCCAGUAAAUUCGCAUCGCUCGUCUUUCGCGUCUUCGAUGAGAACAAUGAUGGCUCCAUUGAGUUUGAGGAGUUCAUACGCGCCUUAUCCGUCACAUCGAAGGGCAACCUGGACGAAAAACUGCAGUGGGCCUUCCGUCUCUACGAUGUGGACAACGAUGGUUACAUAACGCGGGAGGAGAUGUACAACAUAGUGGAUGCGAUCUACCAGAUGGUGGGACAGCAGCCGCAAUCGGAGGACGAGAACACGCCGCAGAAACGAGUGGACAAGAUCUUCGAUCAGAUGGACAAAAACCACGAUGGCAAAUUAACAUUAGAAGAAUUUCGUGAGGGUAGUAAAGCUGAUCCACGUAUAGUUCAGGCGUUAAGUUUAGGUGGUGGUUAAAUCGAUUAACAAUGGCCGAUUACCGAUAACAGACCCGAUUCCAAUUCCACAAAAACCAAGCGCGCAAUAAACUGAAAUAAAAAGAUAUUGAUACUGCAAGUUGAUCGAAACCCGCUUAAACAAAAAAAAAAAAAAAACAACAAAUUAAAUAAAAAAGUAUGGAAGUUUGUGGGUGGGGGCAGGCUGGUACGGUGCCACGCCCCCUGCCGCUUCGUUUGCAUUCGCUUCUCCACUCUUCACUUUCUCUUCUCUCCACGCUUUUCUCAAUUCUCAAUUCUUGAUUCUCGAUUCUCCGCGCGUCGCUUGCGACACUGAAGAUGAUAAUAAUUUUUUGAUAUAUGGAUAAAGAAUAACUAACGAGAUGGAAAUCCAAACAAACGAACCGAAAAGAAAUGAAAAUGAAAAGAAAAAACAAAAAUCGAAAAAAUACCGAAAAUGAAAUUAAUUUUUAAAUAUACACCAGAAUAUAAAUAUAUAGGAAAUCAUGGCGUAGUCAGAGCGCAGUUCAUAGCAAUAAUGGAAAAACAAAACGAAGAAAAAAAUGUCGAAAGAUAAAUAAACUAAUACUAAUUUUAAAUUAAAUCGAAUGGCGCGGAGGCGCAAAUCAAUUUUUGAAGCAUACACCAAUUACGAGUAAACUAAUUAAACCUACGACUAAAUCAGCAUAACUAUACUAAACAAUUAAACGAUACAAUUAGAGCCGAACUAAGCCUACGCAUCAAUUGUGCAGCCUUCGAAGCAAAGCGAGUUAUAUAAACUCGAUCCGAGUCAGCUAAUUCCACUCACGACAGCCAACAGCAGCCACUAUAUCCACACUUAAUAUAUAUAUAUAUAUAUAUACACAUAUAGAUACAGUAUCAAUCCGAUAAGUGGCCGCAGACAGGACGAACAGAGUUCAGAGUUCACAGUUUAGAGGGCGUCGCACAGCAGAGGGGAGCUAGCUUGAAAAUAUCAUAAAAAUGAAACACUUUAACGAUUACGAGAGAUACUUACACAUAUUACCCACUUCCAAGUGCAUUCACUUUGGCUUAUUUGAAUAAUCGAAGAUGAGGUAUAAUGAGAUUACACCACUUAAUACUUUCUGAUUACCAUCAAUACUAACACGCCCAUAAAUUAGUGCCAGUGUCGAUUUGAUCACUUAAUUGCGGCAACACUCAAGUUUUUGCAAGUGCAUGUAAAAGGAAUGCUUAGCUAGAAGGUCUCUCUGUUCAUAGGAAAUUUCCUUUUAUUCCAAUCACUUCGGUACCCCAACUUCCGAUAUUCAAUUGCUUUUAUUGACCAGGACUUGUUUGAGAAAUGAAAGAGGAUUUAUGAGCAAGUUCCAUAACCAACCAGCACCAGCAGAAGUGUGUUUAUUUUCAGGCUCAAAUGCGAGGCAAUCCAUGUACUUUCAAGCCAGCUGCCUUGCAGUCAUGAAACGCACCUUGAUCGGCUUUUAUGCAGCUCCCCUGCGAAAAGAGAUUAAAUCUGCAGAUGAGUUUCGCCAGCGUACAAAUAGUGUUGCAUACCCAACAGGCGCAGAAAAGUGUUUGCUUUCGUUUGCUCGCUCGCAAUCUCUCUCUCUCUCUCUUUCUACCUCUAUCUAUAUUUCUUUCCCUCUCUCUCUCUCUCUCCAUCUCUCUCUCUAUCUGUAUAUUCUGCUUUGCCUUGUUUUCCGUUAAGCGUUAUACGUUCCCAACAACAAUAACCAAUCCAAACCAAACCAAAACCAAACCAUAUUUACAAUAACAACAAUAACAACACGAACAUAUUGACAAUAGGCGGAGCAGGAUGAGCACAGAAAAAGGAUAUCCAAAGGUCUUGAGAACAGUGCCCAGAAAUCCAUGAAUCCAUGAACCCAUGAACCACAGCUCCAGAAGUCCAGAAAUAGCUGCGAAGUGAAGACAUUAAUAAAUGAUAAACUAAUCAAAGAACGCACAGCUACAACCAGAGCCACAUCAACAGCCAGAACAUGAACAUAUAUAUAUAUAUAUACACAAAUGUAUAUCCAAUAUCCUCGAGACGCAGCAGAAGCAUGGAAGUUGGAGCAGUUAGGAUAUAUAUAUAUAGAUAUAUAUAUAUACGAGUAUAACAAUGAAACAAAUCCAUCAUACGAUUUAAUUUCUAUUCUAUAUGCGGUUCAGCUUUAUUAUUGCAUUGAUUUUUCAAUAAACCAGUCAACCGUUUUACUAUUCCGAUGACUAUCUAUAAAUACUGAAUCUCCCGCUUUCUCACGCCCCCCACCACCCCCUGCCAAAAAAAAAAAAAAAGUACAACCCGUUUAGUCGCCUUUGUGUAAUCUAGAUCUAGGGAGAUUUCGGACUCCCUGAAAACACACAAGCACUAACACUCACCCAAACACACACACACACACACUCACACGCUAACACACAUACUGUAUAUCUAUAUAGUGCCUAUGUAUGUAGUAGUAUUUCUUAUGAUUUCGCCUGCUUUGCCUUCUUUGAGAACGAACAUUCCCAAUUGAUCGAUUUACGUUUAUCUUUUCCUAUGCUUUCCAUGUAUUUAAUCACCGAUCUAAAAGAAUAAAUACGAUACAAAUUCAAAAGUCAAAUGCCGUGCAAUCCAAACACUUUACCCCAAACACACACACACACACAUAGCCACAUGUAUGUAUAUAUAAAUAUAUAUAUAUAUAUAUGUGUGUAUGCCUAAACUUAUAUAUACUCUAUAUAGUAAGCACAGCAAUCGAAAGCAAGUUAAGGAACUAUAAAAAAAAAACCAAAAAUCGAAUACAAAAACGCUUCUAUAAACCUCACUGAAAUUCUUCGAAGAAACAAACUGAAAGAUACAAGAUAUAGUACACACACACACACAUACGCAAACUGACACACACCCACACUCACAGACAAACACACACUUGUACGAGUAUAUUAACAAUAAACGUAAUGCGAAAAUUAAUCAAUAAUUAAAUAAUUCGAAAGUGAUAUAGCUGACAAAACAAAUGUGUCUGUAGUAGUCUAGUAGUUAAAAGAAAUUGAAACGAAUCGAAACGAAACGAAAAAAAAAAGAAAUUUAUAAAUAAUAUUAACUAAACUAUUAUAUGUGACAGAUUAAAUUGGAGGCGACGGGGAAAACGCAACGCAAUUUUCACGUUGACCGCUCUUUUUUUUUUGUAAGCAGGCGGCUGAGGCGGAAAUAAGAAAAUCAAAUUGUAAAUAACACUAAGUGAAUCACGCACACCACACCAAGACACACCCUCACACACACACACAUACACAAACACACAUACCCACGCGCAUACCCACUUGCACACUGACAGAAACGAGGAGUACCGAAUAAGUUUGUUAACACCAAAAUAUAACGGGUCUUAAGUAACGAAAAAUAAUUAUAAUAAUAAUGCGAAAAAUGCAAAUAUGCAAAAAUGCAGCAGAGAAGUAAAAUCAUAAAAACAGUAAGUUAGAGCAAGGAAUUUUUUUUGUGGAUCGAAUUGGAUGGGUUUGCAAUGAAUCAAGUCAAUUGUAAUAGCCGACAAAAAAAGAAUACGAGAAUUAUGAAAUAUUUAUAUUAAUUUACAAUGGGCCGGCGAGUGAAGCUUUUCCCGCAAAAACACUGAAAAGCAGUGAAAAACAGUGAAAAGCAGUGAAAAACCAGUAGCAGAAGUCGAAGAUGAGUUUCUUUCCACCGCCGUUGACAAACCACACGAAUGUCAAGUUAAACGUUUCACAAGCAAUAUUUUACAUACUUAUACAUGCAUUAUAUACACAUAUAUACUUAUAUAUAUAUAUAUAUAUAUGGGUAAAUAUAUAUAUAAAUAAAUAUACGAUAAUAAAUAUAUACAUAACUUAUAUACACACUCCGCAAUAACGAGUCGACCGGCUAAAUAGACAUAAUAACUAUAAUAAAAUAUUGCAUGGCAGAUACACAGAUAUCCAAAGCGAAAUGUCUGAUAAUGCGUAAAUAGGAGUUUAAAUCAGAUGAUAGCGGCAGAUAGUGGGGAAUUAAUAACAUUUUUAGUGAUAUUCUUUAGCAAACUUGAAUCUGAUUUCCUUGCUAAGAACAAAACGAAAUGUAUAAAGUCGCAAAGAAUUCAAAACCAAAGCCGAAAAUGUAACGAAAAUAACAUCAGUUUAAGCAAAAGGUCGUAUAUUUUACAACAAAAAAAAAAAAAAAAAACAAAACAAAACAAAAACAAAAGCAACCAAACAAACGAAACGAAAUGAAAUGAUAUGCUAAAAAAGCGAAAAAAAACCAACAAAAAAUGAAACCAAUUUUUUUCUCCCAUUUACCUUGACUCGACUUUCAUUUUGUUCGAUAUAUCCUGUGUACUACUCUAUUUGCCUUUACUUACCAUCAUUAUUAUGUCGAUUGUUAUUAUUAUGAUUAUAUGGCAACGUCGAUGAUAACAAUUAUUGUGUAAACCAAAACAACACACAUGCAAAACGUAUAAGAAACAUGAAAACAUAAACAUGAAAUGAAAACUUUAUAGAACAUACAAAUGAAAAUCAAAUUCUUUUACCAAGGAAGAAACUUAAUUAUUUUUUUUUUUUAAGUAAUCGCCUAAGGGGGAAUGGAAAAUUUAUCUUGUUACUGUCAAACAAAUAUUACUUACUUCAAAUAAAAAUUUUAAAGCGAGCACCAUCGUUACCAU
Drosophila melanogaster (fruit fly) is the source of this 5732-nucleotide messenger RNA. RefSeq names its product frequenin 1 (gene Frq1). The coding region runs from base 581 to 1144 and encodes 187 amino acids. Gene Ontology annotation, biological process: neuromuscular junction development; chemical synaptic transmission. Gene Ontology annotation, cellular component: synapse; presynapse; cytoplasm. Lineage: Eukaryota; Metazoa; Arthropoda; Insecta; Diptera; Drosophilidae. Gene Ontology annotation, molecular function: calcium ion binding. The transcript is spliced from 8 exons. The record is from RefSeq and is marked reviewed.